Molecule: messenger RNA, 4483 nt
Organism: Chionomys nivalis (European snow vole)
Lineage: Eukaryota; Metazoa; Chordata; Mammalia; Rodentia; Cricetidae
Gene: C13H5orf24
Product: chromosome 13 C5orf24 homolog
Exons: 2
Coding region: 224-790 (188 amino acids)
Source: RefSeq, a predicted model, not a curated record
CGCGGGGCUCACGUUCCGGGGCUGUGGCGGCCUCUUCCUCCGGCGUCCCGGGCCCGCGGCGAGGACUCUUGGGAGUCGGCGCUGGCGUGGGCCUCCCCGCCGCCGCCGGCCCUCUGCCGUGGACUGGACCGGGCCGGCCGGAGCGAGCGGAGCGGGCAGGAGCUUUCCUGCCUAUGGUCGGUCCCUGGGCGCGCUGAGGGCCGGGCUCCGAGCGGCCGAGAAAAUGAUGCAUCCUGUCGCCGCCAGUAAUCCAGCGUUCUGUGGGCCUGGCAAGCCUUCCUGCCUCAACGAAGAUGCCAUGAGAGCUGCUGAUCAGUUUGAUAUAUAUUCAUCCCAGCAAAGCAAGUACGGCCACACAGUCAGCCACAAACCAAUGGUUUGUCAGAGGCAAGACCCAUUAAAUGACACACACUUGCAGCCUACCAGUGGCAGAAACAUAGAGAUAAAAGAUGAACUAAAGAAAAAGAAAAACCUCAAUCGAUCUGGUAAGCGUGGCCGGCCUUCGGGAACCACCAAGUCAGCAGGAUACCGGACCAGCACGGGCAGACCCCUGGGAACUACCAAAGCAGCUGGAUUUAAGACGAGUCCAGGCAGACCUUUGGGUACAACCAAAGCUGCAGGGUACAAGGUCAGCCCAGGGAGACCUCCAGGUAGCAUUAAAGCUCUGUCCCGACUUGCAGAUCUUGGUUAUGGCUGUGGUACUGCUGCCUUCCCUUACCCUAUGAUGCAUAGCAGAGCAGUUCAUGGGGUUCAGGAAACCAGUGGUGAAGUCAAGCCACCCAGUGAGUGAGCGAGGCAGGAGAGCAUGUGCUAGGAGCAGACUGAGGUGCCCCAAAGCUUCUUGCUUUACUCUGACUUUACCACCUGGACUUCCCAGUUUUGUUUUUCUGUUUGAUCUCCCUCACUCCCCACUUGAUUUUCGUUUCUUUGGUUUUUGCUCAGAAGCUGCCACUAGUUGGGCAGGAGUAGUGCGUUGUACCUGUAGUGUUCAAGGUUCAGACAGUGCUCAGCUAAGUCCUUGCUUUCCCUUUGGGCCAUUCUUAGUGGACGCUUCACAGGCCAGCGAACUGCCACGGUUGACUUUGAGUUGUGAGUAAACCCGGGUGUGAGGUUUACCCGAGGCUUCUAACUGACAGGGUGGAACAGCAACUAGCGAGCAGAUCAAAGGGCGUGCCUGUGUGAGUUUAGAACGUCCUUGAAAUAAGACACAGCUGUUUGGAUGCUUUGGAAUUUAAAACACAGCUUCUUAUUUAUUGAUUCACAUGAGAUUAGAUGAUCAUUAUUUCUAAAACAUUGUCUAAUACUUGCCUUGCAGAGAUUAUAGUUACAGGCUAUAUGUUCUUCAGUUGCUUAAGAGCAUAUACACCAUACACUACGAAUAAUUCAUUCUUACAGCAAAAUGCUUAAAUACUUCAUAAGCCUGCACAUUAUAUUUAAUAUAGAAGAAAGAGAAACCUUAAGGUCUGCAUGUAACUAUAAUCAUUCUAUUUUGUCUUUCAUAUACUUAGUGAGUUUCAAAAUACUAUAUUUAAAACAUUUAUUACUAGUGCUCAUUUAGAAUGGUUUUUUAGUUUUUAUGAGUAAUUGUUAUUAUAUUGCAUUAGUACUUAACUGUAUCUUCAGGUUUAUAUCUACCAAAGGACACAAAUUGAGUGGUAGACUGCAGAACUGGUCUAAGAAAGCAGUUUCCUGCCUAUUAAGACCCAAAUACCAAGAAAUAUAAGAACUCAGUAUGCAUGUAAAAUGAGUGCUGGUUAGGUUAAAAAUGGCAUUGUGACUCCAGGAAGACUGCUUUUCCAAAAGAAAUCUCUUCUCCCUACUGAGGCUUGCUUUCAAAGUAAUAUAGAAAAGAGAAAAAUACCGGGCACAAAGGUAUAGUUACAGAGGGAAAUCUUCCUUUCUGUUAAAUUUUAUUUAUUUUGAGUUUUACAUAAAAUAUUAUGAACUUUAGAAUUGAAAAGCUUCACUGGGCAGAGGUGGCACACACCUUUAAUUCCAGCACGUGGGAGGCAGAGGCAGGUGGAUCUCUGUGAGUUUGAGAGGUGUGCAUAGUGAUUUCCAGGGCAGCCAGCUCUAGGUAGAAAUUUUCUCUUAACAAACAGAACAAAAAACAAAAGCUUUCACUGAACUUAAAAAAUUACUUUUUUUACUUGCAUUUCAAAAUGCCUUUGAUAUUAAAAUGUAGAUUAAAGACUCAAAAACUUUAAAAAUAAUCAAAAGUAUAAAAGGACACAUACCCAUUGGUUAGGCUUGCUCUGAGACCAUAUAAACUGACUUUAUGUAAAUGCCAUGAUUUAGGCCUUUCAGGAGACAAGCAGCAAACCUCAGGUGCCCCUAGGGAUAGCUGACACCCAGCUGGGCUUUUGCUCGAACAAUGAGAGAUGUUUCAUUGCUUGGGGGAUCAGUGACCUCAACAGGACCAGCUUUGCACAAAUAGGGAACCGUGGACAAUGCUGGGUGACUGCACAACCAGCGCUAUCAUUCGGGCAGCUCAGUGCUUCAAGUGUUUCUUCUUGCAGAAGCCUAGAACAUAAAAUUUGUAAUAACUUACUCAGAACAGUGUAACUUCUGACACGCACAAAUACUUGCAUCUUCAUUGUGUGUUCAUCUGGUCCCUUGAGUACCCAUCAUUUAGCUAUUUCUGAGGAUGUUUAGCAGUUGACUGCUUAGAAACCCUUGCACAGCCAGUUCCUGAAGAUGGCUGCAGUAUUCUGUGGAAUACUGUGCACCACUGUCAGGGAUUGGGCACAUAUUAUGUGUCAUAGUAAGUCCACUAACAUCCUUCCAGUUUGGUUUCAUUCCUGCUUUUAUACCUGUUUAUCCGUUUCUUUGCUGUUCCACACCUGUUCCCUUCCCCCACUCCCCAGCACAUCUACUCAGUGGUGCUGUGCUGUGUGUCAGAAGACACAGUGGGUGUAUUAUUGUGUAAUGAAAUGGGACGUCAGUUUAAGGAGGGGUGUUCAUAACAGUGUUGUAUAGGGAGCUCUAGCCCAGGAUGGGGGAUGCGUGGCUGCACUGUGGAUGGGUAGCAUCACUUAGAAAACUGAAUUUACUGUUCCUGUGAGCCGUUCCCUGGAGUAUUAAGUGUGAGCGCUGGUGAACAUCUGAUUCUACUCCCUGCUCUCCUUGUGGACAGUUUACUAGUGCCAUGCUGGAGAGACAGAGUGAUGACACGAAUGAAGUCUUCACAUUUAAAAUAUUUGCUUCUACAUGAUCUAAAGACUGCGUUCUGCAUCUUCUGUAACAUGGUCUUUUGUCAUGACAGACACUGAAAUAGCAUGUUAAACAGUUGCCUAGAUGUCAGUGUAUUCAGUUGGAAGAACUGCCCCCCUGUAUAAUUGUUCCUUAAAAGGUAAAUUGCUAAUUUUAUACACGUGAUUCUAUUCUUCAUAAAAUAGGUUUCACUAUAUUAAAACUGUUUAUCAGAAAAUGAUCUACUAUGCCAGUAAGUUGUUUUACUUUUUCUUAAAGGGUAUUUUAACACGCCUUAUUUAUUAUUGUUAUAUAACAAGGAGUCAAUCAGAUGAAAAUUUCAUUCCACAGGUAUUCCCUUGCCUAACUAAUCUUUAGUAUGGGGUGAUUUUGAUACUAUCUUUGGAGUUUUGCACUGGAUAUUAAAAAAUAUAUUGGCACAAUAUAUUAAAAAAUAAAAUAGUAAUUGGUUUAAUUUUUAAUAUUUGGGAGCAUUUUUUAAAAUCAGUGUUAAAAUCAGACUAAUCUUUGUAUUUUUAAUUUAAAAAAGAAACAUCUGUCAACGUGGUAUUUAUUAAUUCUAAACUGCUGUUUGUGUGAAUUUACAUAUAUAUUUUCAUGAAAUACGAAUACUGAAUUUCUUUGAGGUAAAAUCUGGAUCCAUUUAAUAUGAGGUUAAGGGUGCUUCAUCCAGUGUAAGAAUGACCACAAUGUGUUUAGAUAGUGAGCUUCUUUAUACUUUAAGAAGCUUUAAAAGAGCAGUUCAGGGUUGUUGAUAACUUCUGUCAGUUCCUUGGCUAUAUGCAGUAAGCUUUUAUAAUCCGUCACAGUAAUAAAUUCACAACAGUCUUGGGCAUAAAAAGUUUGGAUGCCCUUUUGCUCUGUCUGUUAUAAUGUCAUUGACUUCGCUCAAACUCUAAGAUGUAUCUUAAUCCUUUUCUUUCUCCCUUUUCCAAGUAGACAGAUCUGUGUUCUCACAUUUUUGAGAAUUCUGUAGCAAGUCAAUUGUGUGAUUUAAUCAGGCCACUCUGAUUCUUUGAUUCACAAUUUCCUUUUUCCACAGACAAUUAUUAAGCAAAUAAUUACCAUUUAACUGAUAAUAAGCACGUUGUCCUCUGCUGUAAAAAGUCUGAAUAGAUACUGUGUAUGUUUAAUGUCCAUGAACUUGAGCUACUCGUGUGCAAUUAUGUGUAUGGGAAUGGAGUAGUGUUCAUGAUUUGUAUCUGCAUCAUCAUAUGGAUGUAUAUUUAUUAAUAAAGUCAUCACUUUAAAACCAGCUGUUUACUGCUUU